GAAAAGGCAGAAGCUUGAGAACAGAGAAGUCUUAAGAACAGAAAUGUUUGGACUUAGGAAUGGGCUAGUGAACCAACAGGGAUAGGUCUGGACUUGAGAUCUUCUUGGUAUAGAGCAGUGGUGGUGAACCACUUUUAGCACAGAAUGGCUGAUUUGCUUAUGUGUGAGCCAACAAUGCUUUACAAUAUCUUGAAUCAGGAAAUAAAGCACUCCAGAUUAGCAGAGACAAACUAUCUCUAUUUACUAGAUGUCCGUUCCAAACGGGAGUAUAACGAAAGCCACAUCAUCACAGCCCAGAGGAUGAAGAAGAAAGACAAUGACUAUGUUAUUCCCCAGUCAAUGGAUCUGGAGUGUGUAAAGUAUUGCAUCGUUUAUGAUGGAAAAACAAAUGCCUUGGACGUGAAUUUCGAAGUACGGGAAAAAGAUUCUGACUCUGAAGAUGAUGAAGUGUCUUAUGUGAUGGGGUCUGCUGUAUUGUGUGCCAGGAUCUUGGCAGAGUUUACUCGCCAUCCUGUCUACAUUCUAGAUGGGGGUUAUGAGUGUUUCUCAGCUCAUUAUCAUUUCUUCAGGACUCAGAAGAUUUUCUCAAUGCCUCAGGAACUGGAUGCAUUUGAGCCAUAUCCUAUAGAGGUAGUGCCAGGAGAGGUAUACCUGGGAACAGUCAAACAGGCCUGCAAUCCUCAAAUGCAUAAAGAUCUGAAAAUCAAAGCGCACGUCAAUGUAGGCUUGGAAACCACACCCUAUUUUCAGGGAGACACCUGUAGACUUCUUCAAAUUUCAGUGACCGACUCCCCAGAAGAGGAUCUUUUCUCCUCUUUCCGGCAUACUUCUCAUUUCAUGGAUGCCCACGUGGAGCGUCGCUCGGUCAUCCUUGUUUUCUCUACCAGGGGAAUUAGUCGAAGCUGUACAGUGAUGCUGGCUUAUCUCAUGCAUCGAAACAGAGAAUCCUUAAAGAGAUCCUGGGCCCAUUUGCAGCGCUGCAAAAACAACAUUCGACCCCUCAGAAGCUUUGUCAAGCAGCUGAUAGAAUGGGAGAAGGUGAUCCAUGGAGCUGAAAUCACCGAUGUCAAGGAUCCCCGUUUCUAACCGUCCCCCAACUUCCAGAAAAACAAAGCCUUCGAUUUCUUCCCUUCCAA
This is a messenger RNA of Monodelphis domestica (gray short-tailed opossum), 1136 nucleotides long. It is a transcript of the gene STYXL1, whose product is annotated as serine/threonine/tyrosine interacting like 1. Gene Ontology annotation, molecular function: protein phosphatase inhibitor activity; pseudophosphatase activity; protein phosphatase binding. Lineage: Eukaryota; Metazoa; Chordata; Mammalia; Didelphimorphia; Didelphidae. Gene Ontology annotation, cellular component: mitochondrion. Gene Ontology annotation, biological process: negative regulation of cytoplasmic stress granule assembly; positive regulation of intrinsic apoptotic signaling pathway; protein dephosphorylation. The record is from RefSeq and is a predicted model, not a curated record.